Molecule: messenger RNA, 599 nt
Organism: Drosophila navojoa
Lineage: Eukaryota; Metazoa; Arthropoda; Insecta; Diptera; Drosophilidae
Gene: HP1e
Product: Heterochromatin Protein 1e
Cellular component (GO): nucleus
Source: RefSeq, a predicted model, not a curated record
AACAAGCAAACAAAAAAUAUUCACAAUAACAUAAACUAUGGAAUUCGGUAUUUGGAAUUACACAACUCUAUCGGACAGCGAAGAGGAGGACAAGGAGUACAUUGUAGAGAAAAUACUUGAUCGUCGCAUACACCUUGGGGAGUUGCAAUAUUUCGUAAAGUGGCAAAAUUUUCCAGAUGAGGAUAAUACCUGGGAGCUGGCGAAAUUCUUAGACUGCGAGUCAUUGAUAGCUCAAUUCGAGUCUCAGCGGGCCAAGAAAAACCUCAAGCGACAAGCUGAGAUCAAGAUAAAUGAGAUUUACGUCGACAAAGCAAAAAAAUUUAAGAUUGAGCCGUCUUUAAUAAUGGACAGUGCCUUCGAUUAUGGCCACACAGCUGAACAAAUACUGUAUGCCAUAAAUUGCGACGGGAAAAUUACAUUUUUGAUUCAAUUCAAGGACCUCGAUCUGCCGGAACUCAUUGCAUGCGACGUGGCAUACAACCAUAUACCAAUGAUGGUUAUCAAGUUCUAUGAGGAGCACCUUAAGCUCCUGCACGCCUUUGCCACCAUUUGAAUAUCAACUUUCAUGUUCACGUCUAAUUAUAUUUAAUUCGUAUUUA